UCCCUGUCUCUGGGGCAGGGUCUAGGGGCCUGCUCAGCACCAACCUAUUGUACCCCUGGGCAUUUCUGAUGGCUUCUCACUUUUGUGUCGGUCUGGGUGCUAGAGGUGGGGCCACUGGCUGGCUUCGGAGGCCCGCCCCCAGCUUCCAUCCAAUCACCGCCCCUUCCUCCGGGGGCUGGGCCUAGAGGCUGCGCUGCAAGUAGCUAGCUCCCGCACUAGGCUCCCAGCCAGGGAAGAUGCGCCGCUACUACCGCUGCUGCUGCCGCUACCUGCGGCCGCCCGGUACCCUAAGACUACUGCUGUUGCUGCCACUUGUCCUUAUACCUCCCCUGGCAGCAGCUACAGCAAGCCCAAAUCUCUGCGACACCAUAUACCAGGGCUUCGCUGGGUGUCUCAUCCGCUUGGGGGACGGCAUGGGCAGCGGAGGCGAGCUGGAAACCAUCUGCAGGUCUUGGAAUGACUUCCAUGCCUGCGCCUGGCGGGUCCUGUCCGGCUGCCCGGAGGAGGCGGCAGCUGUGUGGGAGUCACUACAGCGAGAAGCUCGUCGGGCCCCGCACCCGCAUAACUUGCACGCUCUGUGCGGCGCCCCCGUGCGAGUCAGAGAGCGUGGCGCAGGCCCGGAGACAAACCAGGAGACCCUGCGGGGGACAGCGUCUGCACCAGCCCCUGCCCCCGCGCCCCUGUUGCUGGCUGCUGCUCUGGCGCUGGCCUGCCUCCUGAGGUCUCUGGCCUAGCCAGUCAGGUGCCUCCAGCCCUCCACCGGCGGCAUUGUCUGGGCUCUGCAGA
Messenger RNA from Nycticebus coucang (slow loris), 786 nucleotides. It is a transcript of the gene NRN1L, whose product is annotated as neuritin 1 like. Bases 237 to 734 code for a protein of 165 amino acids. Gene Ontology annotation, biological process: nervous system development; neuron projection extension. Gene Ontology annotation, cellular component: plasma membrane. The record is from RefSeq and is a predicted model, not a curated record. The transcript has 3 exons. Lineage: Eukaryota; Metazoa; Chordata; Mammalia; Primates; Lorisidae.